Polychytrium aggregatum is the source of this 1396-nucleotide messenger RNA. RefSeq lists its product as uncharacterized. Gene Ontology annotation, molecular function: mRNA binding. Gene Ontology annotation, biological process: mRNA alternative polyadenylation. The coding region runs from base 108 to 1268 and encodes 386 amino acids. Lineage: Eukaryota; Fungi; Chytridiomycota; Chytridiomycetes; Polychytriales. The transcript has 5 exons. The record is from RefSeq and is a predicted model, not a curated record. Gene Ontology annotation, cellular component: mRNA cleavage and polyadenylation specificity factor complex.
CCCCCUCGUCCUGUCUCAUCUCAUCUCCCAUCCCACAGAGCUCCUUGCCCUUGGCUAGUCCCGCUCUCGCCUACCCUUGCAACACUGUGCACCCCCCCGUAUCGACAAUGGACGAAGAGGUGUUUGAUCUCUACGGCGAAGAAGAGGAGGAGUACCACAAAAUCAAGAGCGAAUCCCCUGGCCACGAUUUUUCGUCGAAUCUCAACCAGACCAACUUGCAGCCCGAAGCCUCCGAGCCAGCAUCCGAUAAGGAUGUACCGAAAGCCCAAACUCGGAACGAAUCUGAAACCCCAAAAGAUCAAGGCCACCCGAUCGAAUCGACCCAGUCCUCGGCUGAGCGGAAGCGCGGCAAGCCCGAUGUCUCGGGCUCAUCUUCCAACAAGCCUGGCGUGUCCCAGGGAACCAGUGGUUCAAGCAACUCUCGCUCAAGCUACCAGCGCGCCUUAUACGUCUCGGAGCUUGCGUGGUGGACGACGGAUCAGGAUAUGAAGGGCGUCGUGAGCGAAGCCGGUCUGUCCGACGAUCUUGUGUCGAAGGAGAUCCUGUUCUACGAGCACAAAGCCAACGGCAAGUCCCGCGGAAUCGCCUAUCUGGAGUUCAAGACCCAUCAGGCCGCGGCCGGGUUCAAGUCCUUUGUGGAGCAGCGCCAGAUCCACGGAAAGAAGGCCAGCGUCAAGUUUGUAGACACCUUCAAGGGAUACCCCUUCCGCUUGCUGGCCAAAAAUGAACAGCACCAAGCCAACAAGGAAAGCUCCGGCAGCGGCGGCCACAACUACGGCCACCACAACCAGCCCUACCAGAAUCAAGCCGGCGCCGGCAACAUGAUGGGCAUGGGCCACACCGGGGCCUACGGAGGAUUCUCCCGCGGCAGCAACAGCGGCGGCAACAGCGGCGGAUAUGGGCCUAUGGGCUACAAUCGCACCGGUGGCAACAACGCAGGCGGGGCCAUGAUGGCCAUGAUGAACCCCGCCCUGAUGAUGGGUGCGACGACCAUGGGGGUCGGCAUGGGCGGAAUCGGGAUGAGCCCAGCCGGACCAGGCAUGAUGAUGAUGAGUGGCGGCAUGGGCGCUGCUGGCCCGGCCAUCAACCCGGAAAUGAUGCCGAUGCUAUACGGCGCCGGCGGCAGCGGUGCCGGAUACGGGAUGAACAGCAGCUACGGGUCGGCCGACAGGCGAUCCAACGGCGGCGGACCUGUUCGGUUCGGACAGCACACCGACGGACAGCAUUCUGGCGGCAACCGGUACGGGGGCCCGUACAUGCGCUACUGAAGCCGUCUCCCGGCUGCCGCGAGCUCUCGAUUCCUCGUUCACGAAUGAUGCCCCUGCGUUGCGGCCGCGAUGUUGCCGAUACCAAGCCACCUGCAAGCUGUUUCGUCUUGGCGCGCACCAACCAUGCA